Acanthosepion pharaonis is the source of this 792-nucleotide messenger RNA. The record is from the annotation of a GenBank genome assembly. Lineage: Eukaryota; Metazoa; Mollusca; Cephalopoda; Sepiida; Sepiidae.
AUGUUUCAUUUUCCCCUGCAAAUUUCUUUUUCUUUUCUCUUAUAUUUUUUUUUUUUUUUUAUUUUAUGUUUGUUUCUUUUUCUUUUCUUUUUUUAUUAUUCUUUCUUUCUUUUCUUUUCAUUUUUCUUUCUCUUUCUCUUUUUAUUUCUCUUUCUCUUUUUCUGUUUCUUUUUCUUUUUCUUUCUCCUUUUUUUCUCCUUUCUCUUUCUCUUUCUCGUUCUCUUUCUCCUUUUUCUUUUUUCGUUUUCUUUCUCCUUUUUCUUUUCGUUUUCUUUCUCCAUUUUCUUUUUUCCUUUUCUUUCUCCAUUUUCUUUUUUCCUUUUCUUUCUCCAUUUUCUUUUUUCCUUUUCUUUCUCCAUUUUCUUUUUUCCUUUUCUUUCUCCAUUUUCUUUUUUCGUUUUCUUUCUCCAUUUUCUUUUUUCGUUUUCUUUCUCCUUUUUCCUUCACCUUUUUCUUUCUCCUUUUUCCUUCACCUUUUUCUUUCUCCUUUUUCCUUCACCUUUUUCUUUCUCCUUUUUCCUUCUCCUUUUUCCUUCACCUUUUUCUUUCCUCUAUAUUUUACACCUAUUUCUUCUUUGUUUUAUUCUACUACUUUAUUCAUGUUUUGACCUUUCCUCUCUCUCUCCUCCUUAUUUGUCCAUGCCUUUUUAUUAUUUCUUAGUUGUUUUAAGUAUUUCUUCCCUUUUAAACAUUGUUGACUCAUUCCUAAAUCCAACUAGUGAUAGAGGAAAUCAGUUGUUCUCUUUCCCUUUGCAUUUUCUUCCUGACUUGUUCAAUUGGCAUAUUCCCUGA